Molecule: messenger RNA, 2085 nt
Organism: Talaromyces atroroseus
Lineage: Eukaryota; Fungi; Ascomycota; Eurotiomycetes; Eurotiales; Trichocomaceae
Exons: 4
Coding region: 1-2085 (694 amino acids)
Biological process (GO): positive regulation of transcription elongation by RNA polymerase II; transcription initiation at RNA polymerase II promoter
Cellular component (GO): transcription factor TFIIF complex; nucleus
Molecular function (GO): RNA polymerase II general transcription initiation factor activity; TFIIF-class transcription factor complex binding; DNA binding
Source: RefSeq, a predicted model, not a curated record
AUGGCCACGCCCACGGACCCAAAAGCCAUCCGCACCCAGCCCGGCGGUGCUCCGAUGAUGAAGAUUCGUCGUCCAAGGGCAGCAGAUCCUCUGGUGCGACCCAAGAGGAGGCCGCCGCCCGGAAGGAACGUUGCUGGUAACCCUGCAGCAAACGGUGCGCCAGUCUCGAGACUUCCUAUCGCAGCUCAGUCGGCCAUGAGAAAUGCCACAGAACCCCCGCCGAUUCGACUUCCACGCCUGAAUCCACGAGCUGACGUGACUGUGAAUGGAUUUAGUGGUUCGCCACUCUCUACUGCUGUAACGGAUUAUCCGCUGGUUACCACGAAGCGCGCAUUGCGAGAGGGACUCAAGCAUCAUGUUGCCAAGUUUAUUUCAAAGAAGACCAUUGAUCCUAGGAACGAGGAACAGUUUACUCGCCCAGUUCGACUACAGCGUCGCGACCCUCGAGCAAAACCCGCGGAACCCGACGCCCUUAAACAAGAGGAUGGAAAGCCAGGCAUACAAGGCGCCAAUGGUAUGGAUGAGGCUGAGCGGGAGGAGUUCGAAGCAAAGAAGGCUGCGCGAGAGAAGGAGCGUGAAGAGAAUCUUGCUCAAAUUGCACCGUCAGCAUCUACAGCGCAGAAGAAACCCAAUUACCCGAAGCCGAAGACCCAGCAGGUCAUGAAAGCAGACAUGACUGCAGAGGAAAUAGCCAAGGCACGGGUCAAGUAUGAGGAAGCACUGCCGUGGCAUCUGGAAGAUUUUGACAAUAAAAAUACCUGGGUGGGGAAUUACGAGGCUGCUCUUUCUGAGACCUAUGCGAUGUUCGUGCUCGAGCCGACUGGGAAGAUGAGAAUGGUUCCUAUCGAUAAAUGGUAUCGGUUCAAUGCGAGAAGCGCGUUCAAAACGUUGACGAUCGAAGAAGCCGAGAAGUUCAUGUCGAAGAAGAUCAAGGACCCGCGAUGGUUCAUGGAAAAGCAGCAGGAAGCAGUUCGCCAAAAAGAACUAGACGCUUACGCCAAGCAGAGAAAAGUAUAUCGAGGCAAGGAAGUUGCUACCGCCGGGUUGGAAGGUGACGACAUGGAUUUCGAAGAGGAUAGGUUUGCAGACGACGAAGAAGUCGACGCUGGUCUGUUCGAAGAGGAUGAAGAUGCUAAAGCUGCAGAGAAGCGUAUCAAGCAGGACCAGCUCAAGGCAAAUAUUUUCAAUCUUAAAGAAGAGAAAGAUUACGAUGAAGAAGAGCUUAAAGAGAAGAGAGAAAGAGAGGCUCGCAAGGAGUUUGGAAAGAAGGUGCGAAAGGCGCUACAGAAACGAGAGAAGAACUACGAUUAUAGCAGUGGCUCGGACGUGAACCCGUACUCGGACGAAGAGAGUUCUGACGAAGACACCGAUGCUGAGAAUGUCAAAGAAGAGGACAAGAAAACGGAGGACGAAAAGGCCGCCGCAAAGGAUAAAGAGAAAGAAUCUGGUGCAUCAACGAAGGGCACGAGCACGCCGUCUGGCCGUCCUAAGCAUAUCGAUGCAUUGAAAAAGCCGAGCGGCAUUGGUCGCAAGCGUAUUGGAUCUCCCAAUCUAUCCGAUGCCAGUGGAACAGACACGUCUCGGAAAAAGCCCAAGCAUGCAGGUGUUCCUUCUCCCAACUCGGCUCUAGCUGCAAGCAAGAAGAGAAAUCGCGUCGGUGGACCAGGUUCUGGAAGCGACAUCGAAGGAGGCGCCGCCUCAGGAGCAGACCUUAGCGACACCGGCAAGGCAAAGAAGCUGAAACUCAAUCUAUCCCGAGCCGGAACUCCUCUUGGCUCACGCUCCGGUAGUCCAGCGCCUCUACGUGCCGGGACCCCAGAAGGAGGUUCAUCUUUGAAGGCCCCAGCACGUGUCUCUACACCGCGACCAUCAGUUGCAGCAAACCAAAGCUUCCCAACCCCGGCUGAAAUCCACGCGGCCAUCCCAGCAUCAGGAAUUGCCAGUCGCGAUCUCCUGAAAAUCUUCCAUCCUCGCAUUGGCGAAUCGAAAGAAAACCAUCGCCGCUUUAUCGCUAUUGUGAAGGAUGUCGGUGUCUAUGGGAAGGAGGAUCGGUUGUUACGACCUGGUGUUUUGAAGGAGACUUGA